UUCCUGCACGCCGCUGUCAAAGUGUCAUUAGCCUAGCUAUAUUAGAUACGUUGGCAAUCUGAUCUAGCGCUGAACACGCUGUUUCAAAGGACUGCACCGCGUAAAGCAAAGCCUCUUGCAAGCGUAGCAGCUGUGACGUAAGGCUCAUUGUCUUCAAACUACAAUCCCACAUAAACUAUCUGACGUAGCAGGCGGAAGGCCAAGCAAUUUGAGACGCUUGAAGAUACACACAGCGCGGAGGGUGCGCACACAAAAUGGGCAAGGACUACUAUGCAAUCCUUGGAGUGCAGAAAGGAGCAGAUGAAAAUGAACUUAAGAAAGCGUAUCGAAAAUUGGCGAUGAAGUGGCACCCGGACAAGAACCCAGACAACAAGGAGGAGGCUGCCGCCAAGUUCAAGGAGAUCUCUGAAGCUUACGAGGUGCUGACGGAUCCAGACAAGCGGGAGGUGUACGACAAGUUCGGGGAGGAGGGGCUCAAGGGAGGCAUGGGCGGCGGGCCGGGCGGCGGACCGGGCGGGCCAGGCGGCUUCCACUUCCGGAGACCCGAGGACAUCUUCGCGGAGCUGUUCGGGGGCCGCAGUCCGUUCGGCAUGGACGACGACGACAUGUACGCGGGCGGCAGCUUCGGCGGCGGCGGCGGCGGCUUCCCCUUUGGCGCGUUCGGCGGCAUGGGCGGCUUCCCGGGCGGCGGCAUGGGCGGCAUGGGCGGGAUGCCUGGCAUGGGGCAACGGCGGCCAUCCGGGCCAGUCAAGGCCAAGGCCAUUGAGCACAAGCUCAACCUCUCGCUCGAGGAGCUGUACGCGGGCACCACCAAGAAGAUGAAGAUCAACCGCAAGGUCAAGGGCCGGCCGCAGGAGGAGAUCCUGGAGAUCGCGGUCCGCCCGGGCUGGAAGAAGGGCACCAAGAUCACCUUCCAGGAGAAGGGCGACGAGGAUCAAGGCAUCAUUCCCGCGGACAUUGUCUUCGUCAUUGAUGAGAAGCCGCACCCACGGUUCAGGCGCGAGGGCAACGACCUGUACUUCACGGCGGUGGUGUCGCUGGCGGACGCGCUGUGCGGCACCACGUUGCAGAUUCCGCACUUGGACGGCACCACGAUAGACCUGCCAAUCCGGGACGUCAUCCGGCCUGGCGAGAGCAAGGUGUUGCGCGGCAAGGGCAUGCCCGUCACCAAGGAGCCGGGCGCGUUUGGGAACAUGGUGCUCAAGUUCGACGUCAAGUUCCCGCGCGAGCUCAGCGACGCCACUAAGCAGCAGCUGCGAGCCAUCCUGCCCUCGCACUGAGGAGCUGCAGGCGGAGGCCGCCGCGGCGGCAGAGCCUGGAGGUGGUGGCGGAUGUAUGCGGAUGCGGGAGGAGGAGGCGGAGGGAGUGGAGGGAGGGAGGGAGGGGGUGGAGGCCUGGGCCCUGGCGGUAGAAGAGAAGAACAUGAUUGGGAGGUGUUAAACAAGCGGGACAGGCCAGACAGGUUGUUGCGUGCAGGGCUGUGUCAGCAGCAGUGGUGCCGCGUGUACUUUGCACGUGCGGGGUGCGGCGCGGCAAUCCUCGCAACUACCAACACUUUAAUUGACACACGAGGAUCACAAACGGGCUUUCGCGCAACUGCCAACGAACAGGGAGUGGUGGGGGAAUAGGCGGGAGUGGUGGGGCGCCGGCGGGCCAACCUGUCGCGUCAGGGUGCGAGAUAACGGUUUUGCUUGCCCCCGCAGAGUGCCAGGCGCCGCUAGGUUUUGACUGUUGUGCAGUGCAUGCAGCAGUUGACGGGGCGAAACCCGAGGCUCCGGACUCAGGUGUGGCGGAUUUUGCCAUGCCCGUGCGUCGGGUUUUGCGCCAGUUAGCUUAGGACGUGUGUCACUUUCCACGUCGGUGUGUACCGUAUCGUGGCGUAUCCGCAGCCUGCUCAGGGUUGAUGCAGUGCUUGAACGUGUGUUUUACCCAGCUGCAUCAGGCGCUGUUCAGGCGGAUGUACUUUUCGUGGGCAUUCGGCUGUGUGACCGGAUAUGCCGUGCAACUGUGCCAUAUGCGCCGGCCUGUGUUUAGGUUGGCGCAGGAGCUGAAGCAAGCUUGUCUUUGCUUGAGCUACUUGAUUUAAUCACCUAGCGAUUUCAGCGCAUUGACCAACAGAAUGUAACAAGCGGCAGAGCCGCGCCAGUAUUGUGGGCGGAGCCUCUAUGGCUCGCCCGCACGCAUGUAUGCUGGCUCCUGGACCAAUACCUGGGAAAUGUGGUUCUCCAAAC
Chlamydomonas reinhardtii is the source of this 2231-nucleotide messenger RNA. RefSeq lists its product as uncharacterized. The record is from RefSeq and is a predicted model, not a curated record. The transcript has 11 exons. The coding region runs from base 255 to 1280 and encodes 341 amino acids. Gene Ontology annotation, cellular component: cytosol. Lineage: Eukaryota; Viridiplantae; Chlorophyta; Chlorophyceae; Chlamydomonadales; Chlamydomonadaceae. Gene Ontology annotation, molecular function: protein-folding chaperone binding.